AUGGUACUAGAUGCAGAAGUCAUUGUUAUUCUAAAGCUACCUUAUCAUUUUAUCUCUGCCGUACCUCUGUCGCGCCGCCUUUUCUCCGGUCACCGAAUAUUUCCAAAUGCGGGAUUUCAGUUGAUAGAUCCUUCUAUACUAGUCGAAGAAGAGACGACCCCAAAUUACAAAGCUUGGAAAUACUAUCCGGCUUCUAUAGGGGAAGUACUAUGCAAGAGAUAUCAAAUUGUGGGUAAACUAGGCUAUGGCUCAAACUCUACAGUCUGGCUAUGCCGUGAUAUGAGAGUAAAUCAAUACAUCGCUUUGAAAAUAUAUGUUGUUAAUGACUCGAUGGUGCAUCGAGAGCUCCCGAUUUACCACCACAUCAAUCAGGUCAGGUCGGAUCAUCCUGGCAGGGAAUGCAUUCGGAAGUUAAUCGAUUCGUUUGAAAUUAUUGGACCACAUGGUCGACAUCGUUGUCUUGUUCACCAGCCACUUGGAAUGAGCCUCGAAGAAUUGAAGAUGUAUACACGCGACAAAGUAUUUAGCAAGGAUUUAUUGAAGAUUGCGCUUCGGGAACUGUUGAUUGCGCUCGACUUUCUCCAUAGCGAAGCCCAGGUGAUACAUACUGAGCACCCGGUACCCCGCAAGAUUGCUGAGGAUCGGUCUCUUUAUGCUUCGCGCCCAUUUCUGCUCACAUCUGGGAUGCCAGUUCUCUGCGACCUUAGUGAAGCGCGGUUCGGGGCGGAGGAAAACCAAGGGUAUAUUAUGCCAGAGCUCUUUAGGGCGCCAGAAGUUAUCUUAGGUAUGAAAUGGACUUAUAGUGUUGAUAUUUGGAAUGUUGGUCUGAUGGUUUGGGAUCUGUUCGAGAAGAGUCACCUAUUUCCAGGCAUAAAACCGGAUCAAACGUAUGAUGAAGUGCACCGUCUUGCAGAAAUGGUAGCAAUAUUGGGGCCUCCUCCACUUAAAUUCCUCGAGCGGAGCGACAUUAGCCUUCGCUUUUGGGAUGAGAAUGGUAAUUGGAGAGGGCUUAUGCCAAUCCCUGAUAUGAACCUUGAGGAUCUUGAACUUCGACUAUCGGGUGAAGAUAAGAGAGGCUUUCUCCAAUUUCUACGAAAAAUGCUCUGUUGGCUGCCAGAGGAACGAAUGACAGCAGUUGACCUUGUUUAUGACCCGUGGCUAAUGGAAGGGCUUUUUGACCCCUAA
Messenger RNA from Xylona heveae TC161, 1185 nucleotides. RefSeq names its product protein kinase. Lineage: Eukaryota; Fungi; Ascomycota; Xylonomycetes; Xylonales; Xylonaceae. Gene Ontology annotation, biological process: regulation of mRNA processing; spliceosomal complex assembly; protein phosphorylation. The coding region runs from base 1 to 1185 and encodes 394 amino acids. The transcript has 6 exons. Gene Ontology annotation, molecular function: ATP binding; protein kinase activity. The record is from RefSeq and is a predicted model, not a curated record.